GCCGCGCUAGCAACAAUUGAAAUCUGUUAAACAUUUGCAUUGGCUGUGUAUUGUUGACUCUAUAACUUAAGGAAAACCGCUCCAGUCGCGUGUGCAUGUCUCCCUAUAACUUUAACUCCUGAAACAUCACCCACUGGUCACACUGUUUUCCACCCACUAUCCACCGAAUAAACCGACAAAGAAGUCGGCGCGCAGUAAAACAUAAAAGAAAGGCAUUCUUAAGAAACUAAACAAGAAAGAAAUUAAAACCAGGAGCGACCGGAAAGUAUCUGGAAGAUUCGACUAGAGGGACUGUGUGUGGUCCGGGUGUAUUUAUUUUGUGUAGUUUAAGUGAGUGAGUCGCCGAGGCGAUCUAACGUGACAAGGUAUCUGUGAGAUAUGCAAUCGUGGUGCUCCUUAUCAAAAUCGGCAGCGGUGUAAGGGUCAGUGUGAAGGGGAAGAGUGCACAAGUGGACUGCAGAACCACAUCCAGGUGUCUGUCAGGUGUCUGUCCUUGAAGGCGCAGAAGAAAGAACCACAGCAACAAGUCCAAAGGAAACCGAAUUUGGAUCCAAAGAUGUCUGUGGACUGGCAAGUGCUAGGCGGGCUCUGCCUGCUGCUGGUGGGCGUGGCCGUGAAUGGGGAGCUGUACACGGCCCUGGCGGAGAUGGAGGAGCUGCUUGAGACUGAGUCCGUGCUGAUAACCAACCUGGAGGGCUACAUCCGCGUACAAGAGGACAAGCUGAGCUUCCUCAAGAACAAAAUGGACGAGUACCAGCGGGAGCACGCGGACGCGGCCAGCGACAUAACCGCCUACGUCUCGAACCCGAUCAAUGCCUACCUUUUGACCAAGCGGCUGACCACGGACUGGCGGCAGGUGGAGAACCUAAUGGAGCACGACGUGGGCACUGACUUCCUGCAGAAUCUGACGCAGUAUCGGAACGUGCUGAAGUUCCCCUCGGACGAGGACCUCAACGGGGCGGCGGUGGCUUUGCUGCGGCUGCAGGACACUUACCAGCUGGACACAUCCAGUGUGGCACGUGGCAAGCUCAACGGGAUUCAGUACAGCACGGAAAUGUCCUCGGACGACUGCUUCGAACUGGGGCGUCAGUCGUACGUGAACAACGACUACCACCACACGGUGCUCUGGAUGAACGAGGCGAUGUCCCGCAUGCUGGAGGAGCCCCUCAACCAGACCCAGACCUUUACCCGUGCCGAUGUGCUGGAGUACUUGGCAUUCUCCACCUACAAGGAGGGCAACGUGGAGAGUGCUCUGGUGAUGACCAAUGAGCUGCUGCAGCUGCUGCCGAACCACGAGCGGGCUAAUGGCAACAAGCGCUUCUACGAGAAGGAGAUCGCCCACCAGAAGGAGAUGAAGAAGAUGAAGGGCGACGAUGGCACCGACGAAAUGCCCGUCUCCGAUCUGCCCGUGGCCAGGAGCGAUACCGGCGAACUCGGCGUGAAGGAGCGCAAGUCCUACGAGAUGCUCUGCCGCGGGGAGCUGAAGCCCUCGCCGACGUACAUGCGAUCGCUGCGCUGCCGCUACGUCACCAACAAUGUGCCCUUCCUGCGGCUGGGACCCUUAAAGCUGGAGGAGGCCCACAAGGAUCCCUACAUCGUGAUCUACCACGACGCCAUGUACGACAGUGAGAUGGAUCUGAUCAAGCGCAUGGCCCGCCCGCGCUUCCGUCGCGCCACCGUCCAGAACUCGGUCACCGGGGCCCUGGAGACGGCCAACUAUCGGAUCAGCAAGUCGGCCUGGCUGAAGACCGAUGAGGAUAGCGUGAUUGCGAAGGUGGUGCAGCGCACCGCGGACAUGACCGGCCUGGACAUGGAGUCGGCCGAGGAGCUGCAGGUUGUCAACUACGGAAUCGGUGGCCAUUACGCGCCGCACUUUGACUUUGCCAGGAGAGAGGAGAAGCGCGCCUUUGAGGGCCUUAAUCUGGGCAAUCGCAUUGCCACUGUCCUCUUCUACAUGAGCGAUGUGGAGCAGGGGGGAGCCACCGUGUUCACCACACUUCGAACUGCCUUGUGGCCCAAGAGGGGCACAGCUGCCUUCUGGAUGAAUCUGCAUCGGGAUGGCGAGGGCGACAAGAGGACACAGCACGCCGCCUGUCCCGUCCUAACGGGCACCAAAUGGGUUUCCAACAAGUGGAUACACGAGCGUGGGCAGGAGUUCCGACGGCCCUGUGCCUUGAACGAGGACAGUGGCGACUUUGCCAUCUAGUUUGGGCUCUAGUUAAUAGAAAGCAACGAAUCUUAAGUGCGGAGAGGACCCUCUGAAUCUCAUCCCUCUCAAUCUCUCCCACGCCCUUGCAGGCUGGCCAUCGAAUUCCUAUUGUACAUACAGCAUCCAGCUGGGAGGCAGCUGCAGCGGCAUCUCUUCUACUCUGUACUCACUUACGGACUGCAUGGACUGUCCAUACCUAUAUCAUAGAAACCUAUUGAAUUUAUCUACUUUUGUAUAUUGCCUAGUUUAAAUAGUAGAACAAAUUUCAAUAAAUGGAAUACCAAACCAUAACAGAACCGCAA
Drosophila guanche is the source of this 2511-nucleotide messenger RNA. Its product is annotated as prolyl 4-hydroxylase subunit alpha-1-like. The transcript is spliced from 10 exons. Lineage: Eukaryota; Metazoa; Arthropoda; Insecta; Diptera; Drosophilidae. The record is from RefSeq and is a predicted model, not a curated record. Gene Ontology annotation, molecular function: procollagen-proline 4-dioxygenase activity; protein binding; L-ascorbic acid binding. Bases 557 to 2206 code for a protein of 549 amino acids. Gene Ontology annotation, cellular component: endoplasmic reticulum. Gene Ontology annotation, biological process: peptidyl-proline hydroxylation to 4-hydroxy-L-proline.